Molecule: messenger RNA, 1095 nt
Organism: Papaver somniferum (opium poppy)
Lineage: Eukaryota; Viridiplantae; Streptophyta; Magnoliopsida; Ranunculales; Papaveraceae
Exons: 1
Coding region: 1-1095 (364 amino acids)
Source: RefSeq, a predicted model, not a curated record
AUGGGAAGCGCAGAUCAAGAAGAGUUUGAAAGAGAAUACAAAGAAAAACAACUUCAAAAUAGGGGAGGCAAUAAUAUAAUUCAAAAAAUGGAUAACCAACAAGAAAAUAAUGGAGGUCAACAACAACAACAACCAUAUUAUAAUAAGAAACAAGGAAACCAAAAGAUAGUUUGGGAACAAAUAAAACUUCCGCCAUUGAAUAUAACAAUAGAGAAAGUAUGGGAAGCUGUUAUUUUAAUGGAAGAUAUUCCAGAGCCCUUUAAUUUGGGAAAUGAGCUACCAUCAGGUAGACGAAGUAAGGAUUUCUGUACGUAUCAUCACUUUCAUGGGCACACAACGCAUAAUUGUAGAAAUGUGAGAAAGAUUAUACUACAAAUGAUAGAACAAGGAAAAUUAAAUCACUUCUUAGCACAACAUCAACAUAAUUUACCACCACCACCACUUGGAGGCAACACAUACAAUGCAGAGAAAGGAAAAAACACAUAUGUGAUUGAAGUGGAUGCGAAAUCCAAGAAUUUAUAUUGCAAUUCAAUUAUUCACUCUUUCAAAAACAUCGAAGCCUUUCAUGAUAAUAUCUUAAGUCGAGUGCAUGCGAGAGAUAAUGAUGGACGAGAGAUACUUAACCUUGCGAAGAUAUCGCCAUUAAAAGAUUGGCAAAAACAAGUCAUUUCGUUCAUCGCUGAAGAGACACCAAGAGGAGGAGAAUCACAUGAGAGUCCAUUAGUGGUAAGACUUGGCAUUAAUCCCAAAGAAAAAUUAGAAGACAAUGAUAAGGAGGAAGAAUAUGAUGCAAACGUAUGGGCAAUUGAUAGAAUACUUAUAGAUCCAGGAAGUUCGGUUGACAUCCUCUUUGAUCACACAUAUAACACCACGGGAGGAAAAGAUAACGAACUAAUUCCGUCCACUUAUAAGAUUUAUGGAUUCAAUGGUUCUGCUAAUAAGCCUAAAGGAGAGGUGACAAUGCGAAUUCCCUUGAAGAAUCUAUCUACAAAAAUCACAUUCUGCGUUGUUGAUAUAGAGUCCCCUUACAAUGCUUUGAUUGGAAGACCAUGGCUGCACGGUAUUUUGGGGGUAUCUUCGAUAUUUCAUAAAUGA